Molecule: messenger RNA, 306 nt
Organism: Rotaria sp. Silwood2
Lineage: Eukaryota; Metazoa; Rotifera; Eurotatoria; Philodinida; Philodinidae
Source: the annotation of a GenBank genome assembly
AUGAACUGUUUGUUAUUAUAUGAAUUAGUUGAUAUUCAAGAAAAACUUCAACGAGAUUUAAAUGCAAGUCUAGAAUCUCAACGACGUUUAAAUGAAAAAAUUCAAGGUCUUGAACGAAAAAAUGAUAAACUUCAAACAACAGUUCAUGAACUUGGAGAAACUAUAAUCAUAAAUGAUCGUAAUUAUCAAAUAAAACUAACUUCAGCAGAUGAUGAAAAUCAACGAUUAAAAUUAACACAUAAAGAAGAUUUAAAAGAUCAGGAAUUAAGAACAAAUAGAGAUAUUUCAGUUCAAUACAUUUUUUAA